Messenger RNA from Mycotypha africana, 1096 nucleotides. RefSeq lists its product as uncharacterized. NCBI's taxonomy places the organism in Eukaryota, Fungi, Mucoromycota, Mucoromycetes, Mucorales, Mycotyphaceae. Gene Ontology annotation, cellular component: cytoplasmic exosome (RNase complex); nuclear exosome (RNase complex). Bases 119 to 802 code for a protein of 227 amino acids. The record is from RefSeq and is a predicted model, not a curated record. The transcript is spliced from 3 exons. Gene Ontology annotation, molecular function: RNA binding. Gene Ontology annotation, biological process: U4 snRNA 3'-end processing; CUT catabolic process; nuclear polyadenylation-dependent rRNA catabolic process.
AAAAAGACAGUCCGUGAAUGGCUGAAAAAAAUAUUCACUUUUUUUAUACAAAAAAAAAAGCAACGCUCGAGCCAAAGUGCAAUAGAUGUGUUGAAAUACCUUUCACGUUUUUACAGAAAUGGAAGCAGAUCAACGAAUCGUCUUACCCGGUGAUAAAAUUGACAUUACUGAAGGGGCUGUCAUUUUAGGCCCUGGCUUACGACAGGAAGGCGAUGAUAUAGUUGCAACGAAAGCAGGAAUCUUGCACCAUUUGGAAGCAGGAAAUAGAUAUUGGAUCGAAAGCAAUCAGAAAAGAUACAUUGCAUCUGCUGGAGAAUCUGUCAUAGGUAUCAUAUUAGCGAGAAUGGCUGAGUAUUAUCGUGUGGAUAUUGGCACAGCACAAUCAGCAAUACUGCCUGUAUUAGCCUUUGAAGGUGCAACAAAGCGUAAUAAACCCAAUCUAGCCUUACAAUCACUUGUAUACUGUCGAGUCUCCAUGGCAAACCCUGAUAUGGAAUCAGAAUUGGAGUGCAUUAAUCCCACAACUGGUAAAGCAGAUGGCUUUGGUGAGCUUUCGGGAGGUUACAUGUUUAAGUGUUCCUUAGGUCUUUGCAGAAGAUUGUUAGAUCCAAAUACACCUAUCUUGACAUUGCUAGGCGAACAUUUUGCUUUCGAAACAGCGGUUGGAAUGAAUGGACGUGUUUGGAUUAAAUCAGAGGAAGCAAAAAUAACAAUUCUAAUUGCAAAUGCUAUACAAAAUUCGGAAUAUCUUAGUGUUGAUGAAUGUCGGCAAAUGGUCGAGGAGCUUGUUAAUAGAUUGUAAAGUACUCAAUGAUAUCCCUCCUAUACAAUCUCCUCACCUCUUUUGGUUCUCUGUUGUUCUAUUCUCUUCGUACAUAUAUCACUCAAUAAAAUGUUUAUUUCACGAGGUAAGAGGAUAUACGCGUGGCAUAGAGUGAGCCGAUCAAAUAAAGUUGCUGGCAAUAGUAACACAGGCCAGCUCAAAAUGACUUGAUCUGCCUUUUGCUGAAGCGGCGUUUGAAUAUAAUCAGAAACAGUAGAUUAGAUCUUUGUUCAUUUGACUUAAAAAUCUCUGUGGAUCAAAUAGAAAGUGUGG